This is a messenger RNA of Rhodamnia argentea, 797 nucleotides long. Its product is annotated as PLASMODESMATA CALLOSE-BINDING PROTEIN 3-like. Lineage: Eukaryota; Viridiplantae; Streptophyta; Magnoliopsida; Myrtales; Myrtaceae. The coding region runs from base 137 to 757 and encodes 206 amino acids. The transcript has 3 exons. The record is from RefSeq and is a predicted model, not a curated record.
AGAAAAAAGAAGAAGAAAAAGAAAAAAUGUAUCAACAGAGCAAAAGUCGGUCUCUCUCUUCCUUUACUAACUAAAAGCCUAGAGCCUCCACCUCGCCGCACCACUCACUUCCCACUAUAACUCCGCCCCCGCCUCCAUGGCUCCACCACGGCCACCGCCAGCGCCGUCCUCUCACCCCUCGCCGUCGCUCCCCCUCCUCUUCCUCCUCCUCCUCCUUCUUCUCCUCUCCGAGGCGGCAACCCCCGCGAGGGCCGCCACGUGGUGCGUUGUCCGGAGCGACGCGAGCGAGGAGGCGCUCCAGAGAGGUCUCGACUACGCGUGCGGGUCCGGCGCGGACUGCUCCCCUAUACAGUCGAGCGGCCUGUGUUACCUGCCGAACUCGGUGCAAGCUCACGCCGCCUACGCCUACAACAGCUUCUACCAGCGCAAGGCCAUGGCCCCCGGCAGCUGCGACUUCGCCGGCACUGCCACCGUCGCCGCCUCCGACCCCAGUUACGGAUCGUGCGUGUAUCCAUCGUCUAUGAGCACAGCAGGAGGGACCACGGGUACGACGCCCGCCACGACUUCGCCGACCACCACCCUGCCGAACACGCCGACAAUACCCAUCUUCUCUCCUCCCACGAGCUAUGGCGGCACGGUAGGAGGAGUGCCGUACGCGGGAGGGACUCCUUCCGUCGCCGCGAAACCGUUGGAAGCCUCCCGGCGAUGUUCAGCCGCCGCUGGCUUGGCAAUCUUAUGUAUUUGGCUAAUUUUCUGAGCUUGGGUAUACAUUGCUGGUAAUGCUUCAGUUUUGGUAG